Coniophora puteana RWD-64-598 SS2 is the source of this 826-nucleotide messenger RNA. Its product is annotated as ThiJ PfpI domain-containing protein. The coding region runs from base 69 to 761 and encodes 230 amino acids. NCBI's taxonomy places the organism in Eukaryota, Fungi, Basidiomycota, Agaricomycetes, Boletales, Coniophoraceae. The record is from RefSeq and is a predicted model, not a curated record. The transcript is spliced from 7 exons.
CACACCUCUCAGCCCACACCCACACUAAGUACACCCAAACAAACACGACAUCAAACACUCGCAUCGAAAUGACGACGACCAAACGCGUUCUGUUCGUCCUGUCCUCCGCCACCGAGACGCUCACUGGUGCUCCAGCUGGAUGGUACCUCCCCGAAGCCGCGCACCCCUACUACGUGCUCGCCGCCGACCCCGGUAUCUCGGUCGACUUCGCCGCGCCCAAGGGGCCCAACCCGCCCGUGGACCCCGCCAGCGUUCAGGGAUUCCCGGACGACAUCCCCUUCCUGAGCGACCCGGCGCCCAAGAGGCUGCUCGAGACCGCCAGGGUGCUCGCGACGGUCAGCGCGGCCGACUACGACGCGGUGUUCUACGUCGGCGGGCACGGGCCGAUGAUGGAUCUCGCCGCGGACGAGGCGAACGCGAAGCUGUUGAUGGACUUCUGGAACGCGAACAAGAUCGUCUCUGCCGUGUGCCAUGGGCCUGGCGCGAUGGUCUUGGCCAAGCUCCCGAACGGCGACUCCAUUCUGAAGGGCAAGAACGUCACCGGUCUUUCGAACGCAGAGGAAGAGGCGAUCGGUAAAACCAAGGACGUGCCGUUCCUGCUGGAAGACAAGCUCAGGGAGCUCGGGAGCAAGUACACAUUGGCUACCAAGCCGUUUGAGAACUAUGUGGUCGUUGACAAUGGCGGGAAGCUGAUUACGGGGCAGAACCCUGCUUCAGCGAAAGAAGUCGGCCAGAAGAUUCUGGAGGCGCUGAAGGCCUAAAUUUCUUCUGUUAGCAACAUGUAACCGCGAUGUAGAAUUAAGCAAUCAAGUUGAUGUAUACUCAC